Fraxinus pennsylvanica is the source of this 678-nucleotide messenger RNA. NCBI's taxonomy places the organism in Eukaryota, Viridiplantae, Streptophyta, Magnoliopsida, Lamiales, Oleaceae. The record is from the annotation of a GenBank genome assembly.
AUGGAGAAAAAUACCUCUGGUGCAGAAUCAUGCAUGGAGAAGAAGGUGAAGCUAUUCGGGUUCGAGCUCGAUUCGUGUCAAAAACGGAAGGAAAUUUCAGAAGGAGAUGAAAGUGUGAAUUCAUCAUCUUCUUCUACUGUAACAUCAGGAAGAGAGAAACCUGCCUUAGAGAAGGGAGAAAACGAGAAAUUCAAUAACGAAAUAAGCCUUGUUCCCGAUAAAUUAGGGAUCGAUCGAGAAAAGAAGAAAUUGGAGUGCCAAUAUUGUUUAAAGACUUUUGCGAAUUCACAAGCAUUAGGAGGCCAUCAAAAUGCCCACAGAAAGGAAAGAAUGAAGAAAAAAAGGCAGCAGCUUCAAGAAAGAAAGGGAUACAUGAUCAACUAUUACAACAAUAUUCAGCCCUUUAAGAAUUCUAAAUCUUCUGCAUGGUUUUAUGAUCCUUCAUGUCAUGCUCCAGCUGAAUUUACACUCUAUGAGGAGUCUCAAAUCAGCUUCGGCCCGUAUCAAUGCCUUCCGUCUCAGCAAGAUUCGCCUGUGUUCAGCCUUACCUAUCCCGAUGAUAAUAGGUCGAUAGAUCGGAAUACGAGGCCAGUCGUCGUCAACAAGCCCUCGUCUACGCCUAAUUCGAAGAGUAAUUGUAAAACUUCAGAUCUGAAGUUAGGGUUGAGUUUAGAAUAA